Molecule: messenger RNA, 1062 nt
Organism: Metarhizium brunneum ARSEF 3297
Lineage: Eukaryota; Fungi; Ascomycota; Sordariomycetes; Hypocreales; Clavicipitaceae
Biological process (GO): adenine nucleotide transport; transmembrane transport
Molecular function (GO): nucleotide transmembrane transporter activity
Source: RefSeq, a predicted model, not a curated record
AUGUCUGCGGUGAAGGGAUCUCAGUUGCAAUCGCCGUCACCGGCUCCGCUGAACCCCCAGAUGCAGCCUUCCGACACCGGCCUUGCCCGACCGCAGGCCGUCCCUGCUCCUGAUCGAUUUGCUGGGUUCAAGGAGAGGAUCUCACAGCCUGUUAUCGCAGCGUUUUGCGCGGGCGGUAUUGCCGGUGCCGUCUCGAGAACAGUCGUCUCGCCGCUCGAGCGGUUAAAAAUCCUGUUGCAGAUACAGAGCGUAGGACGGGAUGCCUACAAGUUGUCUGUUGGGCAGGCGCUGGCAAAGAUGUGGAAGGAGGAGGGAUGGAGGGGCUUCAUGCGCGGGAAUGGAACGAAUUGCAUUCGCAUCGUGCCUUAUUCUGCUGUGCAAUUUAGCAGCUAUAACUUUUACAAACGGAAUAUCUUCGAAUCGUAUCCAGGACAAGAUCUGGCUCCCUUUACCCGUCUGAUAUGUGGUGGUAUCGCCGGCAUUACCUCCGUCUUUUUCACAUACCCCCUUGAUAUCGUUCGAACGAGACUUUCUAUUCAGACGGCCAGCUUUGCAGAGUUGGGAUCAAAACCUGCACAUAUGCCUGGCAUGUGGGCCACCAUGGCUCAGAUGUACAGGACCGAGGGUGGCAUGAAAGCAUUGUAUCGUGGCAUUAUCCCGACUGUUGCAGGUGUUGCUCCAUAUGUCGGUCUAAACUUCAUGGUCUAUGAAUCUGUCAGAAAAUACUUAACCUAUGAUGGGGAACAAAAUCCCAGCGCAUCAAGAAAACUAUUGGCAGGUGCCGUCUCCGGAGCUGUUGCUCAAACAUUCACCUAUCCAUUUGACGUCCUUCGACGACGUUUCCAAAUCAACACUAUGUCCGGCAUGGGAUACCAAUACAAAGGCGUUUUCGACGCCAUCCGAGUCAUUGUCGGCCAAGAAGGCAUCCGCGGCCUCUACAAAGGCAUCGUGCCCAACUUGCUCAAGGUUGCUCCCAGCAUGGCCUCGAGCUGGUUGAGUUUCGAAAUGACACGCGACUUCCUGACUGGCCUAAAACCAGAAGUGAGCCAACAGGCCUUGUAA